Messenger RNA from Trypanosoma grayi, 972 nucleotides. RefSeq lists its product as hypothetical. The record is from RefSeq and is a predicted model, not a curated record. The transcript has a single exon. NCBI's taxonomy places the organism in Eukaryota, Euglenozoa, Kinetoplastea, Trypanosomatida, Trypanosomatidae. Bases 1 to 972 code for a protein of 323 amino acids.
AUGCAAGGCACUACGCGGGUGCCGCAGCCGUGGUCGCUGCUGGCCCAACACCGCUCCGUACGGCGCCACAACUCGCAUGGGGAUACACACGCACUGUUGUCGUCUUCGUCGUCAUCGUGUUUCCUGUCUUCGUCGCCCGCAACGUCCGGUGCGAUGGCGGUGGCGCAGGACAGUACUAGCGGCCCAACAGGAGCGGUUGCGUCGUUGCAUGGCGCGGUUAACGACGAGGCUGUGCAUUCCCCUACUGUUUCGACGGUGUCGCUUCUGUGGGGGGCGUCGUUAGGGUUGGACAGCUGCAGAAGUGCGGACAGCGUUGUUCCUGCGGCAGUUGGAACACCAACAGGUGGUGACGGUAUAGGAGGAGAAGCGGCAGCAUUGGAGGCGGGCAAUGGGUUUGUGAGCAGACUUCUGAAGCAAGUGAGGCAAGACGCGCAGUCACGCUCGCGAAACGGUACAGAGGGUGUGUGGGUGGGAAUGGCGGAGAUGCUGAAGAGUGUGCGCACGCUGCAUCUCUCACGGUGUCCCUUGUGUGCCCCGCAGCGGGCGCCCAACUGGUGGACGACCUUACGUGAGGAGAAGCAGCGACGAUAUGAGGCGGGCAAUAGCGCACAGAGUGGCGGGAGCUGCCGUGGUCAAGACACUAACAAACGAAAGCGCGACAGGGCGAGUUGUGAGGGUGAGUCUGCAGAGUCGCACAAUGCCGAUUCAUCGACUAGCACGAGGGCGGUCGGAAAUGGGACCAGCAGGGAGGAGGAGGAGGAGGAGGAAGAGGAGCAGCAGAAACAAGUGGAUGUGGAGUUGUUGUGUGCUGAGGCGUCUGACUUCCUCGAACACGUCUAUGCACGACGGGAGCGUCUCGCCGCGACACGGCCUGCAAUGUACGCUGCAUGUGCUGAGACGCAUGCACUUCGCCAGGCGUGCGACGCCCUCGGCGGCAUUGUACUCCUUGAGGCGCUCCUGUUGGGGAUGUAG